UGAUUAGAAAAUGAAAGUAGGAAAUCUACCUGGGCAAGGUAAAUAUGACAUCAACAAUGAAGUAAGAAAUUAACGAUAUUUUUAUUUAAAAGGGGAAGAAAUGAAAGCUUAGUCCAGUCUAUACUACUCAGAGAUGACCGAAGGAUAUCAGUCUGAGACCAACACCUGUUAAUGGAUGUCCAUAACGUGGGUGCAAUUGUUUGUUUUGUACAUUUGUUCAUUUUGUUGUAUGUAAUGAAACAGCAUGGUACACACGUGUUAUAAAGAUUCAUAACAAAACUCUUUAGGAAAAUUACUCGUAUAAUUGUACUCAAGCGAAAUGGUUAGAAAAUGGAUUACACAACAAAUAUACCGCAAAAAGAAAACUCUUUUACUAUCUUCUUUGAUCGUCGCGACUGUGUACAUUGUGCUACUUAUGAAAGGGGGGCAACGCGGAAGAGAUACGGAGAAUAUGCAUAUCCCCAUUCAAGCCGAUGCAGUCUUCUUUACCAAAACACUUAAAGAAGAAUCCCCAUUUGAACAACUUUUAGCGAAUAUUUCCAGAGACCAGGGGGACCCCCGGAGGAAAUAUAAAAUGAAUGUUUUCCUCAGUGACCGAAUCCCUGUUAACCGCCCAGUUCCUGAUUCCAGACCUUUACGCUGUAGUGGAAUGACAUGGCCUCAGAAUUUACCCAAAUCUAGCAUAGUGAUCGCGUACCACAACGAGUGGCCGUCAGUGUUAGUACGUACCGUGUACUCCGUGAUACAGAGAACCCCCGCGCACCUGCUGGAUCAGAUCAUACUCGUGGACGACGCCAGUACUGAACGAGAAACCCUUCAAGGCCCCCAUUUCUUACAAACGUACGUGUCAAAUUCUCCUAUUACAUACCUAAGACUAGAGCAGCGGCAUGGAUUGGUCCGAACCCGACUUUAUGGGUUAUCCCAGGUCAAGUCAGAAGUCGUUGUGUUCCUGGAUAGUCACAUGGAGGUCAACAAUAAUUGGUUGCAACCUUUGUUGGUGGAAAUCAUGGACAACAAAGCAACAAUUGCAAUGUGUCACCUUGAUUACAUCGACGCCAAAACUUUCAAAUACUCACACGAGAGGAACUAUCGAACACGUUACGGUUUUGAUUGGCAGCUACAUUUCUUUGAAACUUACUUCCGGAGAGAUCAAACAGAAGGAAAACCGGAUACUGCAUCUCUGCCGUAAGUUGCCUGUCAGUUUAUAUUUUUGUUGAAAUGCCACAUAAUCAUGA
Saccostrea cuccullata (small rock oyster) is the source of this 1235-nucleotide messenger RNA. RefSeq names its product polypeptide N-acetylgalactosaminyltransferase 1-like. Gene Ontology annotation, molecular function: polypeptide N-acetylgalactosaminyltransferase activity. NCBI's taxonomy places the organism in Eukaryota, Metazoa, Mollusca, Bivalvia, Ostreida, Ostreidae. Gene Ontology annotation, cellular component: Golgi apparatus. The transcript is spliced from 4 exons. The record is from RefSeq and is a predicted model, not a curated record. Gene Ontology annotation, biological process: protein O-linked glycosylation. The coding region runs from base 320 to 1189 and encodes 289 amino acids.